AUUAUAUUUAAUUACUCUUUAAGGAAAAUAAAUGAUGGGAUUGAGGGGUUUUAUAGCAAUUGCAUGUUUGUUAUUUCUCUUGUCAAUAAUAGUAGCAAAUGGCGGCUCUGAACGAGGGUGGAAUGAUGCUCAUGCCACUUUUUAUGGUGGUGGUGAUGCUUCUGGAACCAUGGGUGGGGCGUGUGGGUAUGGUAAUUUGUACAGCCAAGGGUACGGUACAAACACAGCAGCACUGAGUACAACACUAUUCAACAAUGGGCAGAGCUGUGGAGCUUGCUUUGAGCUAAAAUGUGUGAAUGAUGAAAGGUGGUGCCUCCAAAGCUCAAUUGUGGUAACUGCAACUAAUUUCUGCCCUCCAAACAACGCCUUACCGAACAACGACGGCGGGUGGUGCAACCCGCCCAACCAACACUUUGACCUCUCUCAGCCCGUUUUCCAACAAAUCGCCAAACAAGAAGCCGGGAUUGUGCCGAUUCUUUAUCGAAGGGUACCGUGCCAAAAGAAGGGUGGCAUUCGGUUCACGGUAAAUGGUCACUCCUAUUUCAAUCUCGUCUUAAUUACCAACGUCGGAGGCGCCGGUGAUGUACAAUCGGUCUCGAUAAAAGGUUCAAGGACAAAUUGGGAACCAAUGUCUCGUAAUUGGGGGCAAAAUUGGCAGAGCAACUCUAAUCUUGACGGUCAAAGCCUCUCGUUCAAGGUCACCACCAGCGACGGCCGCACGGUGGAGUGCAGUGAUGUCAUCCCCGACGGUUGGUCGUUCGGACAAACCUUCAUCGGAGGACAAUUCACUUAGAAUAAUCUAUUUUCGAUAUUAAUAUAGGAAAUUGCACGUACGUGUUUUUUUGAACGCUACGUGAAAUAAAUUAGGGUUGAGAAUUGGAAGAGCUUUAUUAUUACAUAAGCUCGAACCAAUUUGGGUGUUUUUCAUAAUGUUGAUGAAGUGUUUUAUGUCUUGGUCUUUCUUUUAAUGUAAGAUUUAAGACAGAUAUUUUGGCAGUGAUUUAGGUUCGGGUGAAUUCCAUUUUUUCCUCUUGUACUUUGUCUCGAUAUCACUUUAUCCCUUUCUA
Erythranthe guttata (spotted monkey flower) is the source of this 1067-nucleotide messenger RNA. Its product is annotated as expansin-A1. NCBI's taxonomy places the organism in Eukaryota, Viridiplantae, Streptophyta, Magnoliopsida, Lamiales, Phrymaceae. Gene Ontology annotation, cellular component: extracellular region. Gene Ontology annotation, biological process: plant-type cell wall organization. The record is from RefSeq and is a predicted model, not a curated record.